Callithrix jacchus (white-tufted-ear marmoset) is the source of this 7447-nucleotide messenger RNA. It is a transcript of the gene SYNPO2, whose product is annotated as synaptopodin 2. Gene Ontology annotation, molecular function: actin binding. The record is from RefSeq and is a predicted model, not a curated record. Gene Ontology annotation, cellular component: stress fiber; Z disc; actin cytoskeleton. Gene Ontology annotation, biological process: positive regulation of actin filament bundle assembly. Lineage: Eukaryota; Metazoa; Chordata; Mammalia; Primates; Cebidae.
CUUCGAGCGCCUCUGCCGCCUUGAGAGUGAGCCCAUUAGCCGCACAAAUUCGCAGCGGGCGUCCAGGGCAGCGGUCGCAGCAGCGGCGGAGGCUCUGCACUCCAGAGUCUUGCGUCCUCAGCAGGCGCCCGAAGCUGAGUGCGCAUCCUCCACCGCACCCAAGCUUCGUCUGUUUUUUCAAGCUCUACAUGCUGCCCAACUAAAAGGAAAAUAUGGGCACAGGGGAUUUUAUCUGCAUUUCCAUGACUGGAGGGGCGCCCUGGGGGUUCCGAUUGCAAGGUGGCAAGGAGCAGAAGCAGCCCUUACAAGUUGCAAAGAUUCGAAAUCAGAGCAAAGCCUCAGGGUCUGGGCUCUGUGAGGGAGAUGAAGUGGUUUCCAUCAAUGGCAACCCUUGUGCAGAUCUUACCUACCCUGAAGUCAUCAAGCUCAUGGAAAGCAUAACAGACUCUCUCCAAAUGCUCAUCAAAAGACCAUCCAGUGGAAUGAGUGAGGCUUUGAUGUCUGAAAAUGAAAACAAAAACCACGAGCAUCUCACACAUGGAGGGUAUGUGGAAAGCACCACCCUGCAGAUUCGACCAGCCACAAAGACCCAGUGCACAGAGUUCUUCCUUGCGCCUGUCAAGAGUGAAGUUCCCCUAGCUGAGGACCAAAGAAGUAGUCCCGAUUGUGCAGGGAACUUGAAGGAAGAAACAGGCCUGAGCUACCAAAGGGCUCCCCAAAUGCCUGACUCCCAAAGAGGAUGCACGGCAGAAGAGCUGAUCUUAAGGGAGAAGGCAGAAGUAGAACAGCCCGGCCCUGUGGUUGAGCUGCAACUCUCCCUUUCCCAGGAGAGACAUAAGGGCACAAGUGGCCCUUUAGUGGCUCUCCCGGGAGCUGAAAAAUCUGAGUCACCUGACCCAGACCCUAGCUUGUCACAAGACAGGAUUGUCCACAUAAACUCGAUCCCUACCAAUGAGAAAGCAGACCCUUUCCUGAGGUCCAGCAAGAAGAUAAUCCAGAUCUCCAGUGGCAGAGAGUUGAGAGUGAUCCAGGAAAGUGAAGCAGGAGCUGCGGGACUGCCCCAGGUGGAAGUGAUCCUCGACUGCUCUGACAGGCAGAAGACAGAAGGGUGCAGGCUUCAGGCAGGAAAGGGGUGUGUGGAUUCUCCAGUGGAAGGAGGGCAGUCAGAAGCACCUCCUUCUCUGGUAUUCUUUGCCGUCUCAUCAGAAGGCACAGAGCAGGGAGAAGAUCCACGAUCAGAAAAGGAUCACAGCAGACCUCACAAGCACCGGGCGCGGCAUGCACGGCUCAGGAGGAGUGAAAGCCUGUCGGAAAAACAAGUGAAGGAAGCAAAAUCUAAAUGCAAAAGCAUUGCCCUUCUUCUAACAGAUGCUCCCAACCCCAACUCCAAGGGGGUGUUGAUGUUUAAGAAGCGACGUCGGAGGGCCAGGAAAUACACCCUAGUUAGCUACGGUACUGGCGAGCUUGAGCGAGAGGCAGACGAGGAGGAAGACGGUGACAAGGAGGAUACAAGUGAAGUAGCAUUUCUUGGUGCAAGUGAGUCAGAGGUGGAUGAAGAGUUACUGUCUGACAUUGACGACAGCACACAAGUUGUGAACUUUGACUGGGAUUCUGGACUGGUGGACAUUGAAAAGAAACUGAACAGAGGGGACAAGAUGGAGAUGUUACCAGACACCACAGGCAAGGGAGCCCUCAUGUUUGCCAAGAGGAGGGAGAGAAUGGAUCAGAUCACAGCCCAAAAAGAAGAGGACAAGGCAGGUGGAAUGCCAAGCAGAGAACAAGAUGCUGCCCAGACAGAUGGCCUGAGAACCAUGACUUCUUACCAAAGAAAGGAGGAAGAGUCGGUGAGAACGCAGAGCUCUGUGAGCAAAAGCUACAUCGAGGUGAGUCAUGGUCUUGGCCAUGUGCCCCAACAGAAUGGCUUCAGUGGGGCAUCUGAGACAGCAAACAUCCAGAGGAUGGUUCCCAUGAAUAGAACAGCCAAACCCUUCCCAGGGUCUGUGAACCAGCCAGCCACCCCCUUCUCGCCAACCCGAAACAUGACGAGUCCCAUUGCUGACUUUCCUGCACCUCCACCUUACUCUGCAGUCACUCCUCCCCCUGAUGCCUUCUCCAGAGGGGUAUCAAGUCCGAUUGCUGGCCCAGCACAGCCCCCUCCAUGGCCUCAGCCUGCCCCAUGGUCCCAGCCAGCCUUUUACGAUUCAUCUGAGCGAAUAGCUUCCAGAGAUGAGAGGAUCUCAGUGCCAGCAAAAAGAACAGGAAUAUUGCAGGAAGCCAAAAGGAGAAGCACGACAAAACCCAUGUUUACUUUUAAAGAGCCCAAAGUAAGCCCAAAUCCUGAACUCUUGUCACUCCUUCAAAAUUCAGAAGGCAAACGGGGCACUGGAGCUGGAGGUGAUUCCGGACCGGAAGAAGACUACCUCAGCUUGGGAGCAGAGGCUUGCAAUUUCAUGCAAAGCACCUCUGCCAAACAAAAGACCCCACCUCCUGUUGCUCCAAAACCUGCAGUCAAGUCCUCAUCCUCCCAACCAGUAACUCCAGUUUCCCCAGUCUGGUCUCCAGGAGUGGCUCCCACCCAACCUCUGGCCUUCCCCACAUCUGGCCCAUCAAAGGGCACUAUUGUCUCCUCCAUCAAAAUAGCCCAGCCUUCUUACCCUCCUGCCCGGCCUGCAAGCGCUUUAAACCUGGCUGGUCCCUUCAAAGGACCACAAGCAGCAGUAGCCAGUCAGAAUUACACACCCAAACCAACAGUUCCCACACCAACAGUCAAUGCUGCUCAGCCUGGUGCAGUGGGACCAUCCAAUGAGCUUCCAGGAAUGAGUGGGAGAGGAGCUCAGCUCUUUGCUAAAAGGCAGUCCAGAAUGGAGAAAUAUGUGGUCGAUUCAGACACGGUGCAGGCCCACGCUGCUCGAGCUCAGUCCCCCACUCCAUCUCUCCCAGCCAGUUGGAAGUACUCCUCCAAUGUCAGAGCACCUCCUCCUGUGGCUUAUAAUCCUAUCCACUCCCCCUCCUACCCACUAGCUGCUCUCAAGUCUCAGCCAUCAGCCGCACAAGCUUCCAAAGUCGGCAAGAAAAAGGGGAAGAAACCGCUCAAUGCACUAGAUGUCAUGAAGCACCAACCGUAUCAGCUCAAUGCAUCCUUGUUUACUUUCCAACCUCCAGAUGCAAAGGAUGGCCUCCCUCAAAAGUCAUCAGUCAAGGUCAAUUCAGCCCUGGCCAUGAAGCAAGCUCUUCCUCCUCGGCCAGUGAAUGCUGCCUCACCUAUGAAUGUGCAGGCCUCGUCAGUGUACUCGGUACCAGCCUAUACCUCUCCCCCAUCCUUCUUUGUAGAGGCCUCCUCACCAGUCAGCGCAUCCCCAGUGCCUGUGGCCAUUCCCACCUCGCCAAAGCAGGAAUCAGCCUCUUCAUCUUAUUUUGUGGCACCAAGGCCAAAGUUCUCAGCCAAGAAAAGUGGUGUCACAAUUCAGGAGAGUGGACACUCCCUUUCUCUUCCUGGAAGAUCAAUCCCACCCACCAUUUCUACAUCUCCUUGGGUAUACCAGCCAACUUAUAGUUACUCUAGCAAACCAACUGAUGGACUAGAGAAAGCAAACAAGAGACCAACUCCUUGGGAAGCAGCAGCAAAGUCUCCUCUCGGUCUAGUGGAUGAUGCUUUCAGACCCAGAAACAUCCAGGAAUCCAUUGUGGCAAAUGUGGUCUCAGCAGCUCGAAGGAAGGUACUUUCAGGGCCUCCAGAGGAUUGGAAUGAGAGACUGUCCUAUGUUCCUCAAACCCAGAAGGCCUAUAUGGGCUUAUGUGGAAGGCAAGAGUAUAAUGUCACAGCCAAUAAUAAUAUGUCCACCAAUUCCCAAUACGGUUCACGGUUGCCAUAUGCAUACUAUAGGCAGGCCUCAAGAAAUGAUUCCGCAAUCAUGUCCAUAGAAACCAGGUCUGAUUACUCUCUUCCAGUAGCUGAUUACAACUACAUCCCACACCCAAGGGGAUGGAGACGCCAAACAUGAAAGUUACAAGAAUGGAUCAUGUGCCAACUAUGUUUUUCUAAAAAGUGUUCCUUUGUAGGUAUUUUAAACUUUUCUAAUAGAUUUAGAUUCACUUUUGGCCUUGGCUUGUUCUCAUAAGUCAUUUAUCUAAGUUUGUGUGUCUAGACACACAGGUGAGUGUGAAUCACUUCAUUGUCAGCUGAUGCGUAGAGAAUUACUUAGAAGAAAAUUUCACAAUCUGCAUUGAUGUGCUGGCACUUAAAUGUAAUUCAUAAUUUUGAUUCCAUUUAUAGGUAGUCUAUGCAACUAAACUCUACUCAAAUAAAAUAAAACUAAGUAUUUCUUCUUUGCACUUUAGACCAGGAAGAAAUGAAUGCAAUAUGGUGUGCUAAUUAUUACUACCUAUAACAGCAAGGAAUAUAACAUUGCAGAAAUUUCUCUUAGGGGUAUGCCAGUGAGCAAUUAUUUUAUAAAAAUAUUUUCCUUGGUAUUAAGUAUUUAUCUGCAACAUUUAAAAAAAUCUAAUAAAUUUCAGAUUUUAAAAAAAUAAUUAAAAUAUAGAGUUCUCAUAAAUAAACAUAUGAGAAUAAGAUUAUUAUACAUUUUGGAAGGACUUUUGGGGAAUGGCGUGAUGUGUGGAGAAUAGAAAGAUUUAGGUAUGUGAUUUGUCUCUAAUCUAUUUUAAGCCAGAAGCCUGUGACAGGAAUAGACUCUGGAUUCAGGUGUCCCCAUUCGUCAAAUGAGAAGAUUGGAUUAUCUCACCUUUUUUUUAAUUAUUUUUUUGAGACAGAGUUUCGCUCUGUUGCCCAGGCUGGAGGGCAAUGGCAUGAUCUCAGCUCACCGCAACAUCUCCUGCCAGGUUCAAGCGAUUCUCCUGCCUCAGCCUCCCGAAUAGCCGGGAUUACAGGCAUGUGUCAUCAUGCCCAGAUAAUUUGGUAUUAUCAUUAUUUUUUUUAGUAAAGACGGGGUUUCUCCAUGUUGGUCAGGCUGGUCUUAAACUCCCGGACCUCAGGUGAUUCACCUGCCUCUGCCUCCCAAAGUGCUGGGAUUACAGGCAUGAGCCACUGUGCCCAGCCACGGAUUAUCUAAUCUUUUAGAUCCUUAACAACUCUGAUAUUCUGAGAUUCUCUCAUUUGUAGAAUGCCCUCUGAUGCAUUGUUUAUUUUCGUUGUUCAUUAUAUAAAUAUCGGAUUACGUUUAGGAGUGGAUUAGAUAAUUAGUGUCCCUACAUGUAACAAUAAAGGUCCCAAAAGGAAUUGUUAGGUGGCAGGCUUUGUGUUACGUGUUACAUGGAGUGAGGGUUGAUGCGAAGAUUUAAAACUAUCAAUGGAUUUAAGGAAGUGGUACAUAAAUAUGUCUGUUAUUAUGCAAUUGUAGAGCAUGAUCAUUUAGUCAGUUAUAGAAAACAUGCCACAGAAGGCUAUGUAACAAGUGGUGCUUCUUUAGAAAGUUGUCAUUAGGAUUUCCAGAGGAAGUUAAGCAGCUGUUUCAUCAAUCCCAUGACCCAUGCUUAGUUAGCAUGCCCAUCAAACAAUCAGAUCAAACAUUUGCUCCUUAUUGCCAUGCCCACAAAGUGUUAAAUACAAAAAAAAUUCAUUACCUACUAAGUGUUAAAUACAAAAAAAUUCAUUACCCACAAAGUGGUAAAUACUAAAAAAAAUCAAAGUAUUUGACAUCCUACGCAGGUAUCUAAAAUAUUUUUAAGUAAAAAACCAUCGUGACUAUUCAAAAUUUUCUUAGCUUUUUAAAGGUGAUACUUUUGCUUUGUGUUACUUUUCAGGUCUUGAAUGUAUCAUUAUGAUGGUCUCUUAUAAUCAUGGUAUAUUUCACAGAAUAAAACUUAAAAGUAAUGCCAGGGUGCAAUUGAUCAAGACCUUAUCUUGAAAGAAAAAAAAAAAAGAAAUCACAGUAAGUUCUAUUAGAGAUGAUAGACCAGAUAUAAAACUGUUAAGAGAUGGAGAAAAGAAAAAAUAACUACUUCUUAUGGUCAUAUUCUUAAAUUAUCAAGGUAUAAAAACAUAAUUAUUGACUCCCAAGAGUUUCUAUAGAAUCCUAAAAUAUAAUGCCUGAUGUAUAGAUUAGUCAGCAAAUUCUCAGAAAUCCCCUACAUAAAAGCCUUACUUGGUUCAAAAUUCAUUAUAGUGGUUCAAUCAUUUUAGAUUUGAAGUGACUAUCUUGUGAAUAUCUUAAUACUAAGAUAGGAGAGACUUAGCAGAAAACACUUUGCUUGCCAGGGUCUUGUUCUACUUCAUUGCUUUCUUUUAUAUGUGCUAGGAGUUAUUUCCAUCAGUUAACAUAGAUAGCAUUAUUCACUAAAAUUUUCAGCAGACUCAAAAUGGAGAGGUGACAUUUUAAACUUACAUAUUAGUAUAAAACAGACUUCUCUCUCUUUGCAGGUACUAGAUCAAUAUUAUCUGUAUUAAGCUAUCUGAACUUGUUCUAGACAUUAAGAAAAAGGCAGGAAAAAGACACUAAGAAAAUGGCCGGGAAGUUGCACAUUUCUCACUCACAAGGAAAAGAACAUCCUAUAUUUGCAGCAGAGAUCAGUGGUUUGAAAAGUCACACUUUGCAGAUAUGAAUUCUGAAAGGCCAAAGUGCCAUUGUUAAAUCAUCCUAAAGUGUACAGUAUUAUUCUUCAGUAUACUUGAAAAUGAAUAAAGUUAGAUUUCUCACAUUGAAGCUAAUGGUUGAGACAGGACACCUGCCCCAGUAAAGUUUGAUUCCUAUGGGUGAGAAGAUGUAGAUGACCAUUGUUCUCACAAAAGUAAAAUGAGUUAGUCCUAUCUUCUGAAUAAUAGCAUGUGUAGAGACAAGCUGUUGCUUUGAAAGUCCAUACCACAUGUGUUACAAAACAUUUGUUUAUUAGUAGAACUCACAUGGGUAGAAAGAGUUUGAGUUUUACUGUGAAUUAAAAAGCCUUCCUUAAAAGUAGAGUGUGCCAGUCAUAGAGACACUAAUUUGGCACUUUUCCUCCUUCUUGAGAUUAAAUGCUAUACCAAUGCAUGUGUUUGAAGUAUCCAUUAUUAAGAUGAUUUAAAAUCUGUUUUGUAUUUUGAGUUUUAUAGAUGCAUGGAUUCUUGUUCAUUUAUCUCUGAAUAUGUCUCUUUUAUAUUUUGGCACCAUUAUAUACAUUGGAAAGGGCCGAUCUAUUAGGGCUCAAGUAUAUAUAUGCAUUAGUGACUAGAAAUUUUGGAUUAAAAGUUAUAUCAAAUAGGCUCAGUUAUUACAAUCAGAGAAAAAUUGCAGAAAUAUUUGUUUUUUUUUUAAAGAGAAAGUAGAUUUUCACAUUUGAAUUCUAUUCAAAGUACUAAUAUCUACAUGGUCCACACUUUUCUAUUUGAAAAAAUUGUGCUGUUCUAUUAAAUAGAUUGACAUUUCCACUUCUGUUUAUUACAAAACACUGUAUUUGAAAGAUGCAUACAGAAAAUUGAGAUUAUAUUAGUAAUAAAUGUAACUUGAAAAAUCAA